ACAUUGUCUCGCGAGAACCUCGUCGAGUCCUUUCCCUGAAUCCCGCAGCUGGUGGCCCGUCUGCCUUAUCGUGGAGGGUUCUGCAACAACAAGGUGAAAUAAAGCCAUCGUCAUGGGGAACAUCUUUGGAAACCUGUUAAAAAGCCUUAUAGGGAAAAAGGAGAUGAGAAUUCUUAUGGUAGGACUUGAUGCUGCUGGGAAAACCACUAUUCUGUACAAGUUAAAACUUGGAGAAAUUGUUACCACAAUUCCUACAAUUGGUUUCAAUGUGGAGACAGUGGAGUACAAAAACAUUAGCUUUACUGUGUGGGACGUGGGUGGCCAGGACAAAAUCCGUCCCCUGUGGAGGCACUACUUCCAGAAUACACAGGGUUUGAUCUUUGUGGUAGACAGUAAUGAUCGCGAGCGAGUAAACGAAGCCCGGGAGGAGCUCAUGAGGAUGUUGGCAGAGGACGAGCUGCGAGAUGCUGUUCUGCUUGUCUUUGCCAACAAACAGGAUUUGCCAAACGCCAUGAAUGCUGCAGAGAUCACAGACAAACUCGGCCUGCACUCUCUACGUCAUCGCAACUGGUACAUCCAGGCCACAUGUGCUACGAGUGGUGACGGUCUGUACGAGGGCCUGGACUGGCUUGCCAACCAGCUCAAGAACAAGAAAUGAGGGGUCCUGGGUCAUUUGUGUAGAGGGAAGGUCCUGGUGCCAGCUCCAGGUAAAGAUUAUAAUGGGUCUGUUUACAUGUAGAGACAGGACAGUUCCUACAGGUGAUCUCUCCCUGAACUUAUAAUGUUACACUAUAUUAUGCCUUUUCUUAUUUAUUUGAGUCCAGAAUUAUCUUUGCUAUUUAAUUAAAAUAAAUGAAAAGUGCAAUAUAGGUUUAUACUGCACAAUAUAAAAUAUAUGGUUCUUAACAAAAUGUUAUUGUUUGAAAUACUGACCGCAUUACCUUUUCCGAUUUUUGUUUGUAUUGAAAUUUUAUCCAGAUACUUGAUGUGAAUGAUUAAGAAUGUGAAAAUAGUAUAAUGGCAUUACAGCUAGCCAAGAUUACAAUAUCAAUAUCAUUGUUCAAAGCCUAUACAUAAUCAGAAUAAUGUAAUGUGCAUAACAGUGUUUUACUGUAAUCCAGUUUUCCUUCUCAGAAUGAUCUCAGUUGCGUAGGUUUUGUAAUUGCUCUUAUAAUCUUCACACAGUAAAGUCUUCAUUUUAUUUUGUUGCAGAUUUUAUAAAUGUUUAUUUAUUGUUUUUUUGCCUCACCACAAGCUUUUCGUUAUGUUGUUAUGUGCAUUAAAUGCUAAGGCAGCUGGUGAAAAAAACAGUGUAUAUUACUGCUUCCCCAAUCUGCAUGGAGAUUCUAGUUUGGCUCACAAGUUUGUAGGGGCUGUGAACUCCGGCAGUCCACUGCUUCAGCAUGCCUGGCUCAGCAUCAGUAAAGACCAUUUGUUUGGGAUAUUUGAUGAUGGCUGAAGUGAAACAGGCGCUCUGCACGAGCUCAGUGGAUUAAGAACUGUUAUUGGCCAGCCUUGUACAGAGCGAUGCAGUGGAGCAUGUGAUUGGCAAUAUUAGAAAGCUUGUAAGGUUUUGAAUGUUUGUUGUAGUCUUUUUGUGAGAGCAGCAGCAUUUUGUGUUUAACAUGUCUUUGAUCCUAAUUUAUCCAUCUGCGAUUAAUGUGACUCUUUUGUUUGUUGUGUUGCUGUAUCUCUGUUUCAUGUGGCACAAAAUAACUGCAUUACUAUUGUACAACUUGUAAUGUAAUGUUAUUUCCUGUAUUUUGUGUUUAUCAACCAAAACUCAAGUGUUGAUUUUAGUAGUUUUUAUUUUUAUUUGCUUUUAUGCCUAUGGUCCUACUGUGUAUCUGACACAAGCCACACUAUUAGGUGAAAAGAUGUUGAUCGUAAUAAAACGUUAUAAGGCAUGUUAAUACUGCACAAGAUCUGUAAUAAAAGUGAUCUGUCAUUUCUCAGACUGUAGUCUAAAUAUCUGCUGCUGGUUGGAACACUGCUAUACUGAUGUUAUGGAUUAGUGUAAAGUUUACUGAAAACCUCUAAUAUGCAAAAGCAUGCUUUUCUAUGUCGGCUCCACUGUAUAUAUAUCUUCAUGUAACAACUAAAAUAUACAAUGGGAUUACUGACCGUGAAGUGAAACAUGUAGAUAUUCAGGUUGAUGUGUCCGACAGACAGGGGCUUGUGUGUGUGAUGUGCUCUAUUCAGUUCAGUUUGGUGUGAACAUUGUUUUGUGGCCUUCUAUUGCCAGUUGUUGAUUUAUCUAACAAGUUUUUCUGUAGGAAUGUCUAACAUCCAGAUACCCCAGCUACCAUAGCCCUGAUAACAUUCUGUAGUUGUGGCUAAAUAAUGUUUCCCUUAAAGUUUGCUGAGUUUGACAUUGUAGAAAUUUAGUAACACUAUGUAACAUUCUCAGAGAUGUAUGGUACGACUGGGUUAAGUCAAAUAAUAAAAAUAAAGAGCAAAGAUGAACAAAA
Molecule: messenger RNA, 2471 nt
Organism: Periophthalmus magnuspinnatus
Lineage: Eukaryota; Metazoa; Chordata; Actinopteri; Gobiiformes; Gobiidae
Gene: arf3a
Product: ADP-ribosylation factor 3a
Exons: 5
Coding region: 113-658 (181 amino acids)
Biological process (GO): vesicle-mediated transport; intracellular protein transport
Cellular component (GO): plasma membrane; cytoplasm
Molecular function (GO): GTPase activity; GTP binding
Source: RefSeq, a predicted model, not a curated record